Messenger RNA from Delphinapterus leucas (beluga whale), 2753 nucleotides. RefSeq names its product F-box protein 40 (gene FBXO40). Gene Ontology annotation, molecular function: ubiquitin protein ligase activity; zinc ion binding; protein binding. NCBI's taxonomy places the organism in Eukaryota, Metazoa, Chordata, Mammalia, Artiodactyla, Monodontidae. Gene Ontology annotation, cellular component: cytoplasm. The record is from RefSeq and is a predicted model, not a curated record.
UGUCUCCAGCGUAGGGCGUGCAGGCCUCCACCAGGGCAGCACAGGCACUGUGACAGAUGCUUCAACCGUCACUGCCACAUGCCUAUGGAGCCUGGUGUCUCCUGCCUGGUGAUAAACUGCCACCUGUCCUGCGGUGCUACCUUCCACAUGUGCAAAGAGGCAGAGCACGAGCUCCUGUGCCCUUUAGAGCAGGUUCCGUGCCUCAACUCCGAAUAUGGCUGCCCCCUUUCCAUUUCCCGUCACAAGCUGGCCAAGCACCUGCAAGUGUGCCCCGCCAGCGUGGUCUGCUGCUCCAUGGAGUGGAACCGCUGGCCAAACAUGGACUCUGAAACAGCCCUUCACGAGAACAUCAUGAAAGAGACCCCCAAUGAGGAGUGCUUGGACACAGCCCUGGCCCUCCAAGACCAGAAGGUCCUCUUUAGAUCUCUGAAAAUGGUAGAACUUUUCCCAGAAACUAGAGAAUCCAUGGAAGAGGAACCUACCAUGAAUGGUGAAGCCAGUUGGAAGGAAAUGGAAGGAGCGGUGGGUGGGGCAGAUGCUGGUUUGGUAACAAGCGGCUCUCUGUCAACCACCAAUGGAGAGGUGGCAGAGCUGAGUCCAGAAGAACGAGAGGUAUUAGCCAAAACCAAAGAAGGGAUGGACCUAGCCAAGUUUGACAAGUGGGAAAAUAUGUUCAGCAAAGAGCAUGCGGCGUCUGCUUUAACGAGCUCAUCAGUGAGCAGUGAGAGCAAGAGCAGGGAUGGCCCAGAGAAAGAACAGAUUUCCAGCAGCAACAACAUGGUAGAAAAGAGCGCUGCCAAAGGGAAGGAAACACAGGAAGACCAGAAGCAGCAGGACUUUCAUGAAGCCAUAGAAAAGUCAGGGCUUGCCCCUUGGCAGGAUGGUGUUCUGGAAAGACUGAAAACAGCCAUGGAUGCAAAGGACUAUAAUAUGUACCUGGUGCACAAUGGGAGGAUGCUUAUUCACUUUGGUCAGAUGCCUGCUUGUACACCUAAAGAGAGAGACUUUGUUUAUGGCAAACUCGAGGCUCAGGAAGUGAAGACUGUUUACACCUUCAAAGUUCCCAUGAGCUACUGUGGGAAGCGGGCUCACCUCAGAGACACCUUGUUGAGUAGUAGGCCAAGUGAACACAAGGCAGUAGAUACUUUGGAUUUAGGGAUCACUGUGGAGGACCUCCCCAAAUCAGAUCUCAUCAAGACCACCCUGCUGUGUGCUCUGGAAAGAGAACUCAAAGGUCAUGUCAUCUCUGAGUCCAGGAGCAUUGAUGGGCUGUUCAUGGAUUUUGCUACACAGACAUACAGUUUUGAGCCAGAACAAUUUUCCUCCAGGACGGUGCUGGCUGACCUUCUAACCACUGCUAAUCUGAAUGGGCUCCAUAUGGAGCUCCACAGUGAGUGUGUGACCAGGAGACACAACAAGAGCAGUUCUGCCUUUACUUUCACUUGCAACAAAUUCUUCAGGAGGGAUGAAUUUCCCCUACAUUUCAAGAAUGUCCACACAGACAUUCAGUCAUGUCUCAAUGGUUGGUUCCAGCACCGAUGCCCCCUUGCCUACUUGGGAUGUACCUUUAUUCAAAACCAUUUCUGUCCCCCAGGGAAAAAGGCAAAAGUAAUCUAUAGUCAGGAGCUCAAGACCUUUGCCAUCAAGCCGGAGGUUGCUUCAGAGCUGAGUGAGGGAGGGAACAACCAUCUCUCAGGCCGUGAAGGAAAAACCCAGAAUUCUCUAACCAGCCUGCCCCUGGAGGUUUUGCAGUACAUUGCUGGGUUCUUAGACAGCAUCAGCCUAGCCCAGCUCUCCCAGGUGUCCGUGCUGACGAGGAAUAUCUGUGCCACUUUGUUACAAGAGAGAGGGAUGGUCCUCCUGCAGUGGAAGAAGAAGAGGUAUUCCCAUGGAGGCACCUCGUGGAGAGUUCACAGAAAGAUCUGGCAAUUCAGCAGCCUCUUCUCCAAAGUCAAGGGCUGGGAGUUUAAUGAAGUUGCCUCCAUGUCUGAGCACCUGAAGUCCUGUCCUUUCAACGUUGUAGAACACAAGACUGACCCGAUUCUUUUGACCAGCAUGUGUCAGCCCCGUGAGCAGGCCUCAGAGACUUUAGUCACCACCUUUAAUGCCAGACCAAGAGGAAGACACACCUACUGAAGGCUCAGAAGCCACCCUUCUUGGAUUCCCACUCAGGGUUACUGAAAGUUCGACAGAGUUUGGUUUUGAGGACUUCCUUCUGUAAACUGCAAAUGUGCUUAUCUGGGUGUUUUGGAACAUGCAAUGUCCUUCAAAACCUGAGCAGCUGCACAAGGCCGAAGAAUUUCCUAAGCCAUGGCUUGUAUAACUGCUAUAGUGCCAUACUGAUAACUUAUUUCCUCCCUCCCCCCACACUCUUUUUCUAAAAUAAAUCAGUCUGUGAAGUAUUUUAAAUAGGUGACUUGAGGCCAUUUGGAAGAUGAGAUGAGAGAGCCGUGAAAUUCCAUAACCAGCACAGGCCUGUGCUUUUGUGGAGAGCUUUUCAGUUUAUAAGCACUUGUAAUGAUAUGGAGCAGGCAAUGUAGGGAUGGGGACUGACAUGCCUCCCAGGGCACCCAGGGUGAAGGGCACAGUUUGAAGUUUCUGGAGCUGGGGUUGUCCUGACAGCCAAGUCCAGGGCUUUUUUUAGUUGCCCCACUGCCUCUAAGCCCAGACAGUCCAAACAGCCCGAAAGAAUAGAGACCUAGGCUAAGCACAACAGCCUCGAGGACACCAAAGGCCAAAGGAUGAGAGGUAGA